AUUUUGGGCGCCGACCAGACGCGGCAUUUUCGGAAAAUAGCGCCCGGUGCAGCUGAAGCGCUCUGUGUGUAGCGGGGCCGCGUCAGCCCGGCCGCGUACGAGGCGCUUCGGGUGGCCGCACCACCUCCUGCUGCUCCCCGUCGCCGCUCCCGAAGCUUUUCCAGAUGUCCCUGGUAGAUUUGGGGAAGAAGCUUUUAGAAGCAGCACGAGCAGGUCAAGAUGAUGAAGUUCGUAUUUUGAUGGCAAAUGGAGCUCCUUUUACUACAGACUGGACAAAAAUAUCUAGACAUCAAACAACAAAGCUGGGAACCUCUCCCCUUCACUUGGCGGCACAAUACGGGCAUUAUUCCACCACAGAAGUACUGCUCCGAGCUGGUGUAAGUCGGGAUGCAAGAACCAAGGUGGACCGAACGCCAUUACACAUGGCAGCUUCUGAAGGCCAUGCCAGCAUAGUAGAGGUUUUGCUUAAGCAUGGUGCUGAUGUCAAUGCAAAGGACAUGUUAAAGAUGACAGCUCUACAUUGGGCCACAGAACAUAAUCAUCAAGAGGUGGUGGAACUUUUAAUUAAAUAUGGUGCUGAUGUACACACACAAAGUAAAUUUUGUAAAACUGCAUUUGACAUUUCUAUAGACAAUGGGAACGAAGACUUAGCAGAGAUAUUACAGAUUGCCAUGCAGAACCAAAUCAACACAAACCCAGAGAGUCCCGACACUGUGACGAUACAUGCUGCGACACCACAGUUUAUCAUUGGACCUGGAGGGGUGGUAAACCUAACAGGUCUGGUAUCUUCAGAAAAUUCAUCCAAGGCAACAGAUGAAACGGGUGUAUCUGCUGUUCAGUUUGGAAACUCCUCCACAUCAGUAUUAGCUACAUUAGCUGCCUUAGCAGAAGCAUCUGCUCCAUUGUCCAAUUCUUCAGAAACUCCAGUAGUGGCUACAGAAGAAGUAGUUACUGCAGAAUCUGUGGAUGGUGCAAUUCAGCAAGUAGUUAGUUCAGGGGGUCAGCAGGUCAUCACAAUAGUUACAGAUGGGAUUCAGCUUGGAAAUUUGCACUCCAUUCCAACCAGUGGAAUAGGCCAGCCCAUCAUUGUGACGAUGCCAGAUGGACAACAAGUAUUAACAGUACCAGCAACGGACAUUGCUGAAGAAACUGUGAUAAGUGAAGAACCACCAGCUAAGAGACAAUGUAUUGAAAUAAUUGAAAACCGGGUGGAAUCAGCAGAAAUAGAAGAGAGAGAAGCUCUUCAGAAACAGCUGGAUGAAGCAAAUAGAGAGGCACAGAAAUACCGACAGCAGCUUCUAAAGAAAGAACAGGAAGCAGAGGCCUACAGACAAAAAUUAGAAGCUAUGACUCGUCUUCAGACUAAUAAAGAAGCUGUUUAAUUGAAAUGAACAUGUAGUUUGAGUUUGCUUUCGGUCAAGAAAGAAUACAAUCUUGAACUGUACACAGUAAGGUACAGUCUUGGGAGGAUAGGACAGCAGAAGAGACUACAGAUUGAUAAUUGGACUUAAGCCAUGAGCUCUGAAUUCUUGUAACAUAAAACUCUACUUCAGAAGUUGUGAGACGUAUUUAAAACUGAGUUCUGUAAAUAGUUAUUGUUUUUUUUACAGUUCCAAAUGUGCUGAUAAAGAUUGUUGAAGAGAUCCAAAAACACAAUAAGCCACUGUUUUUGUGAAUUCUUUUGGUUUUAGUACGAACCUUAAUUUCUCAGAAACAGAACAGUUUUAAGGGUGAUCGUUAUUGAUUAGACCAAAUGUUGUGUAAUAAUUAUGUGGUAGACUGAUGCUGGAAUUACUCCUGUAGGUAUAACUUCUAUAGGAAGAGAAGAUUUCUCCCAGGAAAUCUUUGUACAGCUUUAAGUUGUCUCAGAUUCUCAGAAAACAUUUUUUAGAAAGCAAAUUUUUAUAUUUGUUCAAUUUCAGCUAUACCCAAGUAGAUUUACAUGUAUAUGAAGCAAAUAUUUUUAAAAUUUUCUGUUUGUACAUAUUCCGCAUGUUUUAUAAUUUCAAAUGCAUCACUUGCAUAGGUGUGUUUCCCACAAAAUGAAAGUUAUUAGAAAAAAAACCUCUUUUAUUCUAUAGGUCAUUGAAACUAAGUAAGCUAGCAGCUGGUUUUAUUGGAAUGACAAUGUUCUUGGAAGGAGCAGCUUACAAGAUAACUUGAAUUUGCAAACUGUAAAAUCUAUGCUUUUUUGAAAAUUUCAUAGUGGGGACGUGAAACUGUAUUCUGUGCCUUCCAUCAUGAUUUCCACAUGAAAGCACUUUAAGGCACUGGAUUUUAAGAUAAUGUUUUUGGAAAACUCAAAGCAUAUGGGUUUCUGAAAUAUUUCAUGUACUCAUUUCCCCCCCAGGAAAUUAUUCUUAUGGAAAAAUAAUUGCUUUUGUAUGUAGAACAAGAACUUUUUGUACUACAUUGAUGCUAUAGAUACGUCUAACAUAACUUACUUUUCCCUGUGAAAGCUCUACAUGUGUGCUGCAACUUACUCUCAUCACACAAUAUUGUUGAAUUCCACAAUGUAUGGACAUUAAACUCUGACAUACUGUUCAUUCUUUUUUUGUAGAACAUAACUUCAAGCCCUUUUCUCUUGCUUUAUUUUUUAAUGUUUAGUUGCUUUAUGAAAAUGUUUAACCGGAAGACCCUUCUAGAUUACCUAUACUGUAUAAAGAAGCAAUUACCCUUAAAACUGUACUCUGGCCUACUUUUCUAUUUUACAAUUAAAUAUCUUUUCCACAUA
Manis javanica (Malayan pangolin) is the source of this 2734-nucleotide messenger RNA. RefSeq names its product GA binding protein transcription factor subunit beta 1 (gene GABPB1). Gene Ontology annotation, biological process: positive regulation of transcription by RNA polymerase II. Gene Ontology annotation, cellular component: nucleus. The record is from RefSeq and is a predicted model, not a curated record. NCBI's taxonomy places the organism in Eukaryota, Metazoa, Chordata, Mammalia, Pholidota, Manidae. Gene Ontology annotation, molecular function: transcription cis-regulatory region binding; protein binding.